AUGAAAAAAACUCAAUUAGGAACGAGGAAACUGAAGUACGUAGACAAUUUCCAUCAAUACCACUUAAGCUUCAAGAGACAUUGCAAAGAAGGGAAGUUACCAAAUUAUGUGGUCAUAGAACCAAGAUACUUCAAGAUUUUGUCUGCUCCAGCUAAUGAUGAUCACCCCAAGAACGACGUCGUUGAAGGCCAAAACCUAGUCAAGGAGAUCUACGAAGCCUUAAGGGCUAGUCCUCAAUGGAACGAGACUCUUUUUAUUGUUGUUUAUGAUGAACAUGGUGGUUACUAUGACCAUGUCCCUACUCCAGUCAUUGGUGUCCCAAAUCCUGAUGGUCUUGUUGGACCCCCACCGUACAACUUUAAGUUUGAUCGGCUCGGUGUUAGAGUUCCUGCAUUGCUGAUCUCGCCUUGGAUCGAACCUGGAACCGUGUUACACGAGCCAAAUGGACCGCAGCCAACGUCGCAGUUCGAGCAUUCAUCGAUUCCAGCGACGCUUAAGAAAAUAUUCAACCUCAAGAGCUUUCUUACAAAGCGUGACGAAUGGGCUGGAACACUUGAUGCUGUCAUCAACCGGACAAGCCCAAGGACCGACUGCCCCGGUAACUAUCGGUUACCUAGUUGUAAUGGUCCAUAG
This is a messenger RNA of Arabis nemorensis, 633 nucleotides long. The record is from the annotation of a GenBank genome assembly. NCBI's taxonomy places the organism in Eukaryota, Viridiplantae, Streptophyta, Magnoliopsida, Brassicales, Brassicaceae.